Messenger RNA from Entrophospora candida, 1657 nucleotides. The record is from the annotation of a GenBank genome assembly. Lineage: Eukaryota; Fungi; Glomeromycota; Glomeromycetes; Entrophosporales; Entrophosporaceae.
AUGUCAAUAAAGUUUACAGCACAACAACUUAAUUAUCUUAUCUAUAGGUAUUUAGAAGAAUCAGGCUUCAGAUUAACAACUCUUGCCUUUAAAACUGAAACUCAAAUUGAUAAACUAGAAAUUAAUACAGAAGAAGUAGAACGUGGUGCAUUAGUAACUUAUAUUCUUAAAGGUCUACAAUAUCGUGAUAUAGAAUUACAUACUAAUUCGGACGGCACUUCAAUUAAAUGUGAUGUAACUGUACCUUUAAUUGGUAAACAUACUUGUAAAAUAUCCACAGUUUCCGAGCCACAAGUUAUCAUUGCUUCACAUUCUGAUUCUUAUAGAACAAAUGAAGUAAACCAAAAUUUAAAUGACGAUAACAUAGAUAAAGAUAAAUCUCAAAAAGAUUCAACAAAAAAUCCAUUUUCACGUAGACAAAUUAGAUCUAAUAAAAAUCCAAAUGCUUCGCCCAAAUUUGCAAAAUUUUCUCAAGAAGAAUUAAAUAAAAAUGCUUCUCCAACUUCUAAAAGAUCAGUAACGCGUAGAUCAUCGACUUCAAGAACCAAAAAAAAUCAAGACCCUGUGUCUGCAUUACAAGAUUCUAUCAAUAUAAACAAUGAAAUUUCUAUAAUGAAACAUUCUACUAAUGAAAUAAUAACAACUAGUUCAUCAACUGAAUAUGUUACACUUGAAGGACAUACCGGAGAAGUGUAUUUUUGUAAAUGGCAUCCUGAUGAUCCAAAUGUUUUAGCAACAGCAGGCCAAGAUUCUGUCCUGAGAAUUUGGAAACCUGAUCCUAAUCAUCAAGAAAAAUUUAUUGAAGCCUUCCAAAUGGUAAAUGAAGAGUUGGGCUCUAAUAAUUUUAUUUGUUCAAUGGAUUGGAGACCAACUGGGAAACUUUUAGCAACAUCUUAUUUUAAUGGUGUUCCGAGAAUUUGGACAGAUCAAGGUUGUUUAAAAACAAAAUUAGAUUCUCACAACAAAAAACCUGUUACCAAAGUAAAAUGGAAUCCAUCAGGGUCUUUAAUUCUUACUGCUGGUUAUGAUAAAAUGAUUAUUUUAUGGGAAGUAAAUUCUACAACUGCAAAGCAAAGUUAUCUUCAUCAUAAUGAAGUGGUGACAGAUUUAGAUUGGAAAAAUGAUACAAUUUUUGCAUCUUGUUCCUACGAUAAAUCGAUAUUUAUCUAUGACACUACAAAAAAAAAUCCAAUUGCACGAUAUCCUCAUGACGAUAAAAUUUUUUGUUUAGCAUGGGAUCCUUCAAAAAAUUAUCUUGCAUCGGGUUCUGCCGAUACAACAGUCAAGAUAUGGGCUGAUGAUGAAAAAAAACUACAUAGAGUACUUAAACACCAAAGAGAGGUUGAUAUACUAUGUUGGUCACCUUCCAUCUCCAAUAUAAAACUUCUUGCAACAUCAACAAAAGAUAAACAAAUAUCUAUUUGGAAUGCAGAUAGUGGAGAAUGUCUACAUACUGCUAAUCAACUAUCUAAACCGAUCAAAUAUAUUUCCUGGCGUCCAGAUGGUGAAUGGAUAGCGUAUGGUUCGACUGAUUCGGUUGUAAGGUUCCUUUCAAUAAAGGACGAUAUUAUCACUCUUAAAAAAUCCUAUUCUGCUCCAUUUGCUAUCAUUGGCUUGGAUUGGAAUUCAGAUAAAUCAAAAAUUGCUGCUAGUCUGG